Molecule: messenger RNA, 258 nt
Organism: Dibothriocephalus latus
Lineage: Eukaryota; Metazoa; Platyhelminthes; Cestoda; Diphyllobothriidea; Diphyllobothriidae
Source: the annotation of a GenBank genome assembly
AUGCGGAAACUAGACUCUUCCUCUCGAUUGGCUCGUCUCCGGGAGGAACUCCGGAAACGCAACUUAGACGCCUACUUUCUGCCAAUGGAAGAUAGCCAUUUUAACGAGUAUCUGGCAGCUGCGGAUAAACGCAUUGCUUUCAUUUCUGGGUUUACCGGAUCUGCAGGUACAGCGGUAAUAACAACGGAUAAGGCUGCUCUAUGGACUGAUGGCCGUUACCACGAUCAGGUAGGAACAUUCGUCAUCUGUUGUGAGUGA